Solea solea (common sole) is the source of this 6499-nucleotide messenger RNA. It is a transcript of the gene kdm3b, whose product is annotated as lysine (K)-specific demethylase 3B. The transcript has 25 exons. Gene Ontology annotation, molecular function: transcription coregulator activity; histone H3K9 demethylase activity; chromatin DNA binding. Lineage: Eukaryota; Metazoa; Chordata; Actinopteri; Pleuronectiformes; Soleidae. Gene Ontology annotation, cellular component: histone deacetylase complex; chromatin. Bases 290 to 5653 code for a protein of 1787 amino acids. Gene Ontology annotation, biological process: regulation of transcription by RNA polymerase II. The record is from RefSeq and is a predicted model, not a curated record.
CAGUGCUGCUCGUCGACGAGGAGUGCGUUUGAUUGUUGCAGGGUUCAAUGGCGGACAGAGCAGGAGAGUUGGGCUAGCACCGAGGACAAUAACACCUAUACCCGGUCUAUUCUUCGGUUCGCCACUGUGUGCCCGCGGGUACAACGGGCGAGGCGAAGUCUCUCGAGCGUUAACGUCGGUUACAAAGUCGCUGCCGCAGGUUUUUGCUCGUCCUUAGCCGCUCUGCACUUCCCAUCCCGGACGAAGAAGUUACACCGUUGAUGGUGGCUCACUAGCUUGCGAGCAAACCAUGGGGGACUCUCUCGAAUUGAUAGGGAAGCGUCUGAUUUUACUCCUCGACGACGGAAGGUCAGCGAAUGGAACCGAGUCGGAGAAAGCUCCCUGGGCCCGGGACUGGCUCCGGGGUACUGUGCGGGCGGUGAGCGUCAUCGGCCUAGCUGCUUCUGAGGUUAGCGAAGCAGAGGCGACAACAACAACCCCCGCAGCAGGGCUGACGGUAUUUGUGGAAUUUGAGAAUGCCUUGCAGCGCUGUUCCUGGGUGCAGGUGUAUGAUGAGGGAGUGAAAGCUGUGUUGGUAGAAGAUUCUGUUGUUUGGGCCAAUCGGAGUGAUGGCACUGGGGCAACUGGAGCUGCAGCACCCGCCACUGCCUGGCCUGCUCUGGUUUUCCGCUCCCUGGUGGAUAGAGUGGGUUUAGGGUCGAUGGUUCCUGUGGAGUAUUUUGGCAACAAGACUUUUGAGUUCCUGUCUGAUAACAAAACUAUCCAGAGGUUUGAGGUGGAUAAAGACAUCAGACACCCAUUAGUGCUGGAGCAGCCAACUCUGCUGUCAGCCAUAUCCAGCUGGCGUACUGACUUUGAACUGCAAGAGAUCUUCAGGAAGGGUUCAUACACUAUUCAAGGACGCAGGGUUCUUGUGUACCAACCAGAAUUUGAGGAGUGUUGGGCCUCAGGACUGGUGUCACAGCAUGACCCUAUCUCACACAUUAUGGAGAUAAGCUUGGAUAAGGGAGAAGAGAAUCAGAUUGUAGAUCCACGUGUGAUACAUGUCAUGCUGGCACAGGAGGAGCUUGGUAAGAGUGGGCGGCGAAGGAAGGAUAGUGACACAAUAAAGGGUGAUACUGGACGCAGACGUAGGACUGCCUCUGAAGGUGAGGAUGACUUGAACUUGAAACGUUUUAAAGGAGCAGGAGAUGCAGGAGCUAACACACAGAACUGUGUCGACUCCACCAAAACCCCAUUGGAGGGGAUGGGUAUUUGGGCUGGAGACUCUGGUGAAAGAGUCAGCAGCACAACCAAAAAUGGAGGCUCUUCAGAGGGAACCUUUCCUCAAGGCAGUGUGCCAUCCCCCAAUGCCAAUUCCUCACUCCAAAUGGACCAAGCAAAUGCUGCUACUCCUCGUUAUCCAGCUCACGUCAAAGAAAAUGGUCGCCCCCUUUCCACACAAGGUGCAGCAGACUCCACCACCAAUGUUGCUCAUACCCCCAAUCCACCUCCCCUCAAACCAGCCCCCUCUCCCUUCUCCACCACAUCUUUUCCCUCUUUAGGCCAGAUGCCAAGCCUGGUCCCUGGAGCUCAUGCCCCCAAGGCCUCCCCAUCCCCCCAGCCAGACCGAGAGGAGGCCUCUCAGUCAUCCUUUUCCAAAACAGCUGCUCUUGUUUCACCAGGCCCCGUCACUAUUUCUUGGUCACAGGACAGUGGCCCUAGUGUGGCACUUUCUGCCUCUGUGGGUUUUAGUCCUAAAGCACCUGCCUGGGGAAGCCAGACAGAGGGCUCUAAAACUGCCUUGGGUUUUCGUUUGCCCCAGGCUUUACCAGUUGGUCCUGUAUUUGGCGAUGUUACCUCUCAAACCAAUGGAGGUCCUUCCACUACCACAACCUCCCAGGACACUCCCAGACCUUUUGGCUUUGGCUUUGGUGGAGCAAAGCACGAGAGUCAAUCUCAACAAGACAAAAACUUGUUUUUCCAGUGUAUGUCCCAGAAUUCUGGUUCCAGCCCAAGCCUAACUGCUGGUCCGACGCAAUCCAAGGACACCAACUACUUCACUUCUGUGUCUGAGGACCUGAAUAAAGAGCCACCAAGUCUUUUUAAGUCUGCAACCUCUACUGAAGGGCUGAAAAAGCUUGACCAGUCCAAAGUGCCUGAGACCCAUCCAACAGGAAAUGGAAUAAUCAACAAAUCGUCCUUAGCCUUCCAAGGUAUUGUUGGCUCUGCAGGAGGGAGAACCUCUAAUCUAGCUCAAAGUGCUUCUACAAUAGGCAGUAAUAAUGGAACUUCUUCAGGUGGCUUAGGCCUGCAAACCAGUUUUCCCACUCCAGAUAGCCACCAGAACCUUUUUCUGCAAGCCUCUAAAGAACCCACUAAUCCAUUUCUGGCUUAUGGGGACAAAAUGUCCCACAUACCCUUUGCUGGACUGAGUGGGGCUGAGGGACAGGCCCUGGGUUCUGCCUCAGACAGCAAGUCAAACCUCUUCACCAUGGUGGAGCCACCUAAGGGAAUUCUGUCUUCCCCUUUCCCAGCACUCUCAGCAGCUGCUUCACCCAGCUCUUCCUUCUCUACAGCAACGGCCCCAUCCCAAAAGUCACAGAGUGAAGAAGCUGUGACAAAGGAGGAGCAAGAGGUUGGGGAGAUGCCUACAUCCACCUCAGGCUGUCACAUGCUGGGAAGCACUGGUCCUGGUGGAAUGGAUGCAGACCCCAUGUCCUUUGUCCAGAGCCAGUCUCAGAAGUUUACCCUAGAGGAAAGAAGCCAAGCAUCAAAACAUGACUCUGACUCUAGCAGCAACAGUGACUUGUCAGACUUGAGUGAGAAUGAGGAGGGUCUGGAGAAAGGCCAAGUACCUGGGGGACCACCACACCCUGCCAAGGAUGUGGCCAUGUUACAGAAAACUAAAGUCCAAGGGGCUUCAAAGAGCCGUCCACGUAACAAGCCGUUCAAAGUGGGCCAAUCUGUCUUAAAAGACCAGAGCAAGGUGCGGCGUUUGAAGCAGUCUGGUGAGUCUUUUCUCCAGGAUGGUUCCUGCAUUAAUGUGGCCCCUCACUUGCACAAGUGCCGGGAGUGCCGUCUGGAGCGUUAUCGCAAAAGUCGAAAUACAGAUGAAGAUAGCGAAGAUGAUGAUGACCCAAAUGUAUCCUGCCGUUUCUUCCACUUCAGAAGGUUGGCAUUCACGCGUAAAGGUAUACUGCGCGUGGAAGGUUUUCUGAGUCCCCAACAGAGUGAUUCUAUGGCUAUGAGUUUAUGGCUACCUGUACCAGCUGCCCAAGAGGGGCUUGACCUUGAUACAUCCAAGUACAUUCUGGCCAAUGUGGGAGACCAGUUUUGCCAGUUGGUCAUGUCCGAGAAGGAGGCCAUGAUGAUGGUGGAACCUCACCAGAAAGUGGCUUGGAAACGUGCUGUGCGAGGUGUCAGAGAAAUGUGUGACGUGUGUGAGACCACCCUGUUCAACAUCCACUGGGUGUGCAGAAAGUGUGGCUUUGGAGUUUGUCUGGACUGCUAUCGGCUCCGCAGGAACAGGCCAAGGGAGGAUGUUGAUGAAGGUUCGGAGGAUGAAGUUUUCGCUUGGUUGAAAUGUGCUAAAGGUCAACCUCAUGAGCCACAGAAUCUCAUGCCUACGCAGAUUAUACCUGGGACAGCUCUUUACAACAUUGGGGACAUGGUGCAUUCAGCAAGAGGCAAGUGGGGUAUCAAGGCCAAUUGUCCUUGUGCUAGUAGACAAACCAAGCCACUCAUGCGCCCUAUUGCUCCCAAUGGGAUUUCACAGUCUACAGCAAGCGUUGGUGGUGGCCUUGCAACUGUACCUCUUAGUAUUGGCACCACUCCAAAAUCAGAGGGAGAAGCCUCAGUGAUUAAAACAGAAAAUGCACAAACAGUCACACCAUCAGACAGUGGAGGUGGGGAAAGUGUUGGUAGUACAAAUAACUCCACCAGUGGUACAUCCUCCCCCUCUAACCUCCCCCAGUCCUCUGCCAAGGAAUCACGCUCAUCUGGAGAGGGUAACAGCUCUGCUCUGCACUGGUUGGCAGACUUGGCUACACAGAAAGCCAAGGAUGAUACCAAGGAAUCUGGUUCACUUCGUUCUAUGAUGAGUCGAGACAGCCGGCCUCCUUUUGGCCUAGACUCACUUAGUGCCCUGUCGAAGCCUUCUGCAUCAAGCCCUAAGCUAUUUAAUAGCCUGUUGUUGGGCUCCAGUAUGGCCCACUCCAAACCUGAAGGCUCGAGUCUCCGGGAUCUGCUCAACUCCGGACCUGGAAAACUGCCACAAGGCCCUGGAGAGAGUGGGGUACCGUUCCCCUCCGUCUUCACUUCUGCAGGCAAUGAUAAGCUGAAGAGCAGCCUCCCAAACUUCCUGGAUCACAUCAUCGCCUCUGUUGUGGAGACCAAGAAGGCAGAAGGCCGUCGCACUGGGGCCACUGAAGGUGGCGAGCUUUCUGUGUUGGGGGGCCGUAAAGAUGGAGUAAUGGGCCUUAGUGUUUUAGAACCUCAUACAUCACACUCCUGGCUCUGUGAUGGACGACUCCUCUGCCUGCAGGAUCCCAGGAACAGUAACAACUGGAAGAUCUUUAGAGAGUGCUGGAAGCAGGGACAACCUGUUUUGGUGUCAGGGAUUCAUAGACGUCUGAAGCAAGAUUUAUGGCGACCAGAAGCUUUCAGUAAGGAGUUUGGAGACCAGGAUGUAGAUCUGGUCAACUGUAGAAACUGUGCUAUCAUCUCUGAUGUGAAGGUGCGAGAAUUCUGGGACGGCUUCCAGGUCAUUAACAAGCGACUGAAAGAUGCUGAUGGCCAGCCCAUGGUGUUGAAGUUAAAGGAUUGGCCUCCAUGUGAAGACUUCAGGGACAUGAUGCCCACACGGUUUGACGAUCUGAUGGACAACCUCCCUUUGCCUGAGUACACAAAAAGAGACGGUCGAUUAAACCUUGCUGCCCGUCUCCCCAACUUUUUUGUGCGUCCUGACCUUGGUCCUAAAAUGUACAAUGCCUAUGGGCUAAUCUCAAGUGAAGACAGGAAGGUGGGAACAACUAACCUUCAUCUGGAUGUGUCUGAUGCUGUCAACGUCAUGGUUUAUGUUGGCAUUCCUGAAGGAAAUGAUAACCAUGAGCAAGAGGCAGAUCUCUCUGGACACCAAGAGGUCAUGACCACCAUUGAAGAGGGCGAUGUGGAUGAAAUGACAAAGCGGCGGGUAUACGAGGCAAAGGAGAAACCCGGUGCACUGUGGCACAUCUAUGCUGCCAAGGAUGCUGAAAAGAUCAGAGAGCUGCUCCGCAAGGUGGGAGAGGAACAGGGUCAAGAAAACCCUCCAGACCACGACCCCAUUCAUGACCAGAGCUGGUACCUCGAACAAGUGCUCCGCCGUAGGCUCUAUGAAGAAUAUGGAGUCCAGGGCUGGGCCAUUGUACAGUUCUUGGGAGAUGCUGUAUUCAUCCCGGCUGGAGCACCACACCAGGUGCACAACUUGUACAGUUGUAUCAAGGUGGCUGAGGACUUUGUAUCUCCUGAGCAUGUGAGGCACUGUUUUAGACUGACCCAGGAGUUCAGGCAUCUGUCCACCACUCAUACAAACCACGAAGACAAGCUCCAGGUGAAGAAUAUAAUCUAUCACGCAGUUAAGGACGCUAUUGGGACGUUGAAGGCUAAUGAACCUAAACUAGCACGCCCUUAGUUCCUCCACUUAACCCAAGACAACCUGCCUCUGAAGACCACACCACUACGUACACACACACGGUAUUACAAACCUGCAUACACAAGCUGCAGCGUACAGAGAUGGAGAGAGGGUUUGUUAAGGAGAGUAAAGAUUUGGGGAAGAACAUUUGAUCUUGGGAGGGAAUAGAGCAGGGGGGGUUAGUCAGUGCUGUGAUGAAGGAAGGCCUUUAUCGCUGUUACACAGUACGCUCAAACUUGCCUAGUUUUUCUCUUCUUCUUUUUUUUCUCAGAUUAACUCUGUAUUUAAGGUCAGUGUGUUUGUUCAGUUGUUCUUAUUGUACAUGUAUGAUGGGAGUAAAGGAGUUGAAAGCUGAUGUGCCUUCAGCUAUCAUAUAAGUGACUGACAAAAUGUGAGUACUGGGCUAACUUUCUUAUUAUGAUGACGUCAAUAUUAUUUUACUUCAGUAGGAGCGAGGUUAACCUGUUUUUGUAGAACUUCUUUUUUUGUCGUUUUUAAACAGCUGAUUGCUUCUGCUCUCUGUAGCUGACAUGAAUUUGGGAAGCAGCCAGUAAAGAGAAGCAGACCAAAGUUUUGUAUUUUUAGUUUACUUAUUUCAGUUUUAGAGUAAGAAGUCUUUUCUUUUUAUACACAACAAGGUAAUGAUCAGAAGGACUUCAGAGGGACAUUUUUCUAAGUCAUGGAUUUGGUCACUUGUCUCCCAUGGACUCAAUUAGGUGAAGAUUUCCAACAAUGUUCACAGAUCCCAAUUGCAGCUGUACAGAACUACUGUCCAUUAACGUUGUAUCAAUACAUAUUGAUAUUAGCAGUCUGUUUGAUUUUUCACAAUAAAAUUUACAAAAAUUA